AUGAAUGGUAGCAUUGAAGAAACAACAACAACAACAAAGACGGUUCGUAGAGCGACUACACCACCGUUGACGACGAGUUCAGAACCACUACCAGCCAAUGUCAAUAAAGUAGUGUAUGGUCAGUUUGAAAUGGGCGCGUGGUUCUACUCUCCUUACCCCGCUGAUUUCGGAUCACUGAUGGAUCGUCUUUACAUUUGUGAUUUCUGUUUGCGUUAUAUGAAAAAAGAUACCCAAUUAGCCAGCCACAAGCUACAUUGUAAAGCCAAAAAGCCACCAGGAAGGGUGAUUUAUUCGAAUAAUGAUUUAAAAGUAUACGAGGUAGAUGGUCAAGAACACAAGCUUUACUGUCAAAAUUUGUGCUUGCUGGCCAAACUGUUUUUGGAUAACAAGACGCUGUAUUUUGAUACAGAAGGCUUUAAUUUCUAUGUUUUAACAGAACGCAACAGUAGAAACAAAAGUGUGGAUAAUAUGGUUGCUUAUUUCUCCAAGGAGAAAAUAUCCUACGACAAUUAUAAUUUGGCCUGUAUUAUGACCUUACCAUCACAUCAGAGACGAGGUUAUGGGCGACUGCUGAUUGAGUUGAGUUAUGAAUUUUCGAAACGCGAAGGCAAGAUUGGAUCGCCAGAGAAGCCCUUAUCGCGUUUGGGCAGCCUAGGGUAUCAGUCGUACUGGUCGUCUACGAUCCUCGCCUCGCUGAUUCAUUUUGAAGGAGACGUCACGAUUGAUGAGAUAUGUAAAGAGACAUGCAUCCAUAAAGACGACGUGAUAGACACAUUGGCAAGACUAGACUUGCUUUGCUAUCGUAAAACAUUGGCCGAUGGAAGACAAAACAUUUGCAUUACGCAUCAAAUGAUAGAAGAUACCUUGACCGAAUUCAAUAUUAAAUUGGGCCGCAAAUUGAAUCCAGAAUGCAUCAAGUGGAAGUGA
Molecule: messenger RNA, 927 nt
Organism: Mycotypha africana
Lineage: Eukaryota; Fungi; Mucoromycota; Mucoromycetes; Mucorales; Mycotyphaceae
Product: acyl-CoA N-acyltransferase
Exons: 6
Coding region: 1-927 (308 amino acids)
Biological process (GO): regulation of DNA-templated transcription
Molecular function (GO): histone acetyltransferase activity
Source: RefSeq, a predicted model, not a curated record